Messenger RNA from Xenia sp. Carnegie-2017, 1454 nucleotides. RefSeq lists its product as uncharacterized. The transcript has 4 exons. The coding region runs from base 15 to 1454 and encodes 479 amino acids. Lineage: Eukaryota; Metazoa; Cnidaria; Anthozoa; Malacalcyonacea; Xeniidae. Gene Ontology annotation, molecular function: protein dimerization activity. The record is from RefSeq and is a predicted model, not a curated record.
CAUCGCUCGAAGUCAUGGCUGUCGAGAAUAUCAAACACGUUCUGUGUACUCUGCUUCGAGAAGAGAAGUCAUUUGAUAUUAAUGGAAUGCGUCGAACCUAUGAAACGAGAGCUGCUACUUUUAUUUCAAAAUCCUCUCCUUGGAAUCCCUUUUCAAAGGGUAAAAAUGGCAGAGAUAUGUCAAGUGAAAUGUUAAUACCUAAGCACUUGACAGUUCAUUGGCAAAGUGGAGAACUAAGAGCUUUAAAAACUAGAGGUGAUGGUAAUUGUCUGUACAGAGCCUGCUCAAAAUUACUUUGUGGCAAGGAAGACCUAUGUCAUUUGCUGAGAGACUUGACAAGCAUUGAGCUAUUCAAUCACCAGGAGUAUUAUGCUAACCACCCUUACUUAAAAGAUAAGUUGCAUUUUUUUAAGUCAGAAAAUACUGCUUUUUCUGCAUCAGUAUCAGAUGUGGCUUUAGGCAAUGGCUAUGAUAGGAAAAAUCCAAGCACAAAGGUAGUAGUAGUUAAAGAGGAAGCUCUAAAUAAUGCAUGCAAUGGUACUUAUUCUUCACUUAUGUGUAUAUUUGGUUUGUCUUCUGUCACUGGAAUGACUAUAAUUUCAGUUUAUCCCGAAAAGUUGGACCAGGAGACCAAAUAUUCACAAUUUCUAAAUGGUAAAAUUCUUCCACGGCAAGCACACCAACAUAUUUCAAGUCAACUUGUUCAGCCUGCUAAGUUAAUUUUAAUGUGGACAACUACUGGUGCUUAUUCUCUUCCAGAAUUAGAUAUAGAAUUUCAACCCAAUCAUUUUGUACCACUAAUUGAAUUUAAUCAAACUAAUAACUCAAGAGUUAAUAAUAAAAAAAAAAUUACUGACCACUUUAAAGUUGAUGUCUUACAGAAAAAUAAAAGUGGACUUGAGCAACAAAUAGACACAACUUUGGUAGCACCUGCAAAAUCCUCACCAAGGGAAGACUUAGAUGGCAGCAGCUAUGAUUGCUUGAAGACUUCCUUAAAACGACCUCUUUCAUGCGACUUUGAAGAUGGAAAAGUAUCAAAUGCUUCUUGUCUCUUGUCAAAAUCUGUAAAAACUGAUAUGACAGAUGUUGAUCCCUUGGAUAUUGGACAUUUUGUAUCUGUGGCGGCCCUAGAUGACGACACAAAGCUAAGACUUAUAACAAAUCACUGGAAGCCUCCCUUCUUUCAAUUUUCCUUUUCUGAGAAUGCGCUUAAGAUACUCGCUGUUGUGCCAGUCACUACAUGUGAGUGUGAAAGAUCCGUUUCUGCCCUUCGUCGAAUGAAAACUUGGUUACGUAGCACAAUGAUCAACGAAAGGUUAAAUGGAUUAGCCCAAAUGCAUAUUAAUGAUGAUAUUAAGUGUGAUGUCGAAGAAGUGAUUAAUACCUUUGCUAGACAAAACCCAACGAGGAUGCAAUUUCUUGAUAUCCUGGAGGAUAAAGAAACAGAUGCUUGA